Molecule: messenger RNA, 2287 nt
Organism: Helianthus annuus (common sunflower)
Lineage: Eukaryota; Viridiplantae; Streptophyta; Magnoliopsida; Asterales; Asteraceae
Product: tRNA-dihydrouridine(47) synthase [NAD(P)(+)]-like
Exons: 9
Coding region: 182-2047 (621 amino acids)
Biological process (GO): tRNA processing
Molecular function (GO): tRNA dihydrouridine synthase activity; flavin adenine dinucleotide binding; metal ion binding
Source: RefSeq, a predicted model, not a curated record
UAAGAGUAAGUAUUGGAUAAGGUGAGGGUCUAGUGAAAACUGGAGACGCCACGACGUCGUUCCGUUGGCCAUGUUUUUUUUGUUUUUGUUUCCGCCACCGCACUCACUCGCUUAAUAAGCAAAACCCUAAGGAAGGAAGGAAAAGGCCUUGGUUGUAGAGAUAGAGAUAGAUAGGGUGGCGAUGGAAGUUACAGCGGGUCGAAAGGCGGUUAUUGAUAUGUCAGUAGAAGAGCUGGUGGCGAAAGCAAUAGUUCCGGUGAAGAAGGAAUUCCUUUGUCCUGCACCUACAAGACUCAACACUCCUCCCACCACCACCACCACCUCCGCACCACCUGUCAGCAAAGAGAAAAAGUCCAAAAGACAGAUCAAGCGAGAAAGAAAUCAGGAAAAGCAAUCCACACGUAACCUCUGUCCCAUGGUUGCCAAGACAGGAAGAGUAGAUUCAUGCUCUUAUAAAGAUAAGUGCCGCCUUAGCCAUGACAUACAAGCAUUCAAGGCUCAGAAACCGGCUGAUUUAGAGGGCAAGUGCCCCUUUGACAGUCCAUGCCCCUAUGGCUUGGCCUGUAGAUUUUUAGGUACACAUACAACUGAUACUGAUACUGCUGCUACCGCAACUUCAAAUGAGCAUAACAACUCUGAAGUCAAUGCCUUAAAAAAAGAUGUCCAAAAGCUUCUGUGGAAGAACAAAAUGGAAUUCCCCAAGGCAGAUGCUAUACUCAAACCCCUUGGUCUAAUGGGCCCAGCAAAGUCAAAGAAGACACUGGAGGCUGAUAAUAAAGAAGAAGGUCACACAGUUUCAAAUCAAAACGAUUGCUGUUCAGAAGUUUAUGAGAAAGUUGAAGAUGAUCCUAGGCCCCUGAAAAGAGGAAAAUCAAACGAUGAAACAAGUGAUUUAAUUACAGAAACUAAUGGUGAAGGCCAUAUAGAAAGUGAUAAAAGCUUAAAGGUGCACCCUCGUGAAAGGAAGCUGAUUGAUUUUAGGGAUAAGCUAUAUCUUGCUCCUUUAACCACAGUUGGGAACCUUCCCUUCAGAAGAGUUUGCAAAGGGUUAGGUGCUGACAUAACAUGUGGUGAAAUGGCUAUGUGCACAAAUCUUAUACAGGGUCAGGCUGCAGAAUGGGCGCUGUUAAGGAGACACGCGUCUGAGGAUCUGUUUGGAGUACAAAUAUGUGGGGCAUAUCCUGAUACGGUUGCUCGCGCUGCUGAACUUAUUGAACGUGAAUGUAGGGUGGAUUUCAUCGAUAUCAAUAUGGGUUGCCCAAUUGAUCUUGUGGUUAAUAAGGGAGCUGGCUCAGCUCUGCUUUCAAAACCAAUGCGCAUGAAAAAUCUUAUACAUGCCGUUUCUAGCACAGUUGACAUUCCAAUAACUAUAAAGGCACGGACGAGUUACUAUGAGGGUAGAAGCCGCAUUGACUCUGUAAUAGCAGAUGUAUGGGAAUGGGGGGCGAGUGCAGUCACUAUACACGGCCGAUCCCGUCAGCAACGUUACACCAAACAACCCGAUUGGGAAUAUGUAUAUGAGUGUACCAGAAAGGCCCCUGAUACCCUGCAAGUCAUUGGGAAUGGAGACAUCUUUUCACUUUCCGACUGGAAAAAGCACAAGUCUAAUUGCCCACAACUUUCAUCAUGCAUGAUUGCGCGUGGGGCUCUAGUAAAGCCCUGGAUCUUCACAGAAAUCAAGGAACAGAGGGACUGGGACAUCAGUUCUGGGGAACGGUUAAAUAUUUUGAAAGAUUACGUGCGUUUUGGACUCCACCACUGGGGUUCCGACACAAAAGGGGUGGAGACAACUAGGCACUUCUUAUUGGAAUGGCUUAGUUACACAUACCGGUAUGUUCCGGUCGGACUUUUAGAAGUGGUCCCUCAGAGACUGAACUCGCGCCCACCCGCAUACUUUGGCCGAGAUGACCUGGAGACAUUAAUGGCUUCCGAGUCUGCAGCUGAUUGGAUUAAAAUCUCUGAGAUGUUACUUGGAAAGGUUCCUGAUGGAUUCACAUUUUCACCAAAGCAUAAAUCCAAUGCCUUUGACAAAGCUGAGAAUGGCUGAGUAUUUCUCUUUUAUCUUUUACCCCAUGCCCCUAUUUUUCAUGACACCAAGUUUUUUAGGUGUUUGUUUACAGGAUUUGCUGUAUUGAACUUGAUAACAGUAAGUACAAUUAAAUUUUCAACUGGUGUCUGCGGGCACGUAGACAUGAAAACAGUCAAUUUUAGUCAAGGCUGAAACAGGUCUGCGCUGCGUACCAUGUCAAAGCUUAGACUAACAUCCUUGCAAGAUCUUCACUUUUUA